AUCCAUAUGAGUUUUCUGUAUUUUAUAGCAUUCCAGAUAACAUUUGAGUAAAACUUAGUUUUGUUAGGUAUUGACUUUUAGAACCAGUGAAAAAACCAAGACCAGACUAAUUCCCAAACAAUCCAGGUUUUCUAUUCCCCCACGUCUAGAAAGCCUAAAAUGAAAAGUCUUUGCAGCAUUUUUGUGAGAAUAUUCCUCUGCUUUCCUGUCAUGAAUUUUUUAAAUUCUUGAAACAAUCUGAAAUUUGUAUUAUUAUCAGUACUUCAGAUACUCUGUCUCAGGCAAAGAAGCCCAAUCAUUCUUUCAUUUUAUUCUAUUCUCUGUAGAGAAAGCAAAGGCAAAGGCCAUGUUAAUAUGGGCAGAAACAUAUCUAGACCUGGUGCUGGUUCCAUCAGGCCUUCUCUUCCUUGGAGUAUAUCAUCUCUACCUCUUGUAUAGAAUUCUCAAGUAUCCCCAUUCAACUGCCAUAGGAUUCGACAAUGACAAGAAAAAGAUUUGGGUACACAAGAUGAUGGAGGACAUUCCUAGAAACACAGAAAUAGCACUUCAAGUGAUCUCAAGCAACAUAUCAGCUGCCACAUAUCUGGCAGCACUUUCCAUUUCUCUGAGUUCACUGAUUGGCACCAUUGUGGGUAGCAGCACAACAAACAGUCAAUCCAAAAUUCUGGCGGAUGAAAUAAUCUAUGGAGACAGAAGUACUUCAGUUGGGUCUAUUAAAUACGCAAGCCUUCUGCUCUGUUUUUUAAUAGCCUUCAUGUCUCAAGUGCAGUGCAUUCGUUAUUUUACUCAUGUCAAUUUUCUGAUCAGCACUCCAGGUUCCAGUGUGCCUGCACAUUAUGUAGAGGAUGCUGUAAUCAGAGGGAGUAAUUUCUGGGCACUAGGACUCAGAGCUUAUUACUUUGCAUUUCCUCUGCUGUUAUGGGUAUUUGGUCCCAUACCCAUGUUUAGUUGCUCCUUGGGAAUGGUCUGCUUCUUAUAUUUUCUUGAUUCCAAGGAUAAUCCAAUCCCACCAUUGGGGGUUAAGGAGCAGAAAACUGGGUUAGUUGCAGAGACUAAGCGAAGAAACCAGAGAGGUCCGGUGAUCGAAUCUAGCAAUGGCCACUCGACACUUGCCAGUUUCAUGAUGACCCAAAUGGUAUCGCCACAGUUGCAGGUGGGGUAGAUAAAUUCGUGGCUUCCUUCAAAGGAUCUGCCAAGGACACAAUUUUUUCUUUCGUUGUGGAUUAUAAGUACUCAUAAUUUAUGAUUUGAAUUCAUACCAUUUUGAGGGCUCACAUAUAUCUCAUCUUUAACAUGAAUCUUCAUCAAGAAAUUUUUUUCUUUACCAACUAAAUUGUGCUUGUUGAUUUAACGUGUACGUAAGCAAAUGAAGUUUGUGAUU
This is a messenger RNA of Cryptomeria japonica (Japanese cedar), 1381 nucleotides long. RefSeq lists its product as uncharacterized. The record is from RefSeq and is a predicted model, not a curated record. The transcript is spliced from 2 exons. Lineage: Eukaryota; Viridiplantae; Streptophyta; Pinopsida; Cupressales; Cupressaceae. Bases 347 to 1162 code for a protein of 271 amino acids.